Vespa mandarinia (Asian giant hornet) is the source of this 3945-nucleotide messenger RNA. RefSeq lists its product as uncharacterized. Lineage: Eukaryota; Metazoa; Arthropoda; Insecta; Hymenoptera; Vespidae. Gene Ontology annotation, molecular function: DNA-binding transcription activator activity, RNA polymerase II-specific; RNA polymerase II cis-regulatory region sequence-specific DNA binding. Gene Ontology annotation, cellular component: nucleus. Gene Ontology annotation, biological process: DNA integration; regulation of transcription by RNA polymerase II. The record is from RefSeq and is a predicted model, not a curated record.
CAGUUCCUAUCAAAAAAAAGAUAGGAAGCGAUAGAACAUUAUAAAUAUGCAUAUAGUUCAACCAUAGAAUAAUAAACAAACUAAAUGGAAACGUAUCAAUUGUGUAUUUAAACGAUCGUGUAAAUAAUUUCUACAAUGAUCAACUGAUUUAUUUUCAUUCAAUAACCAAUAGCUUUUUCUCUUCUAAAUACAUAUACUUAACAUCAAGUUUUAAGGAGAACAAACGAGAGAUUAAGCUUUUAUAUGCGCUGCUGUAGAACUGAAUUAUAAAAUGAGUAUUCAUUUUAUUUUAUUCUUAAAAGGAUUAGACUUGUAAAAAGAAUUAAUUUGUAAUUAAGUGGAUUAUUAUUAAUCGAUAUGUUAGAAUUAUAAAAUCGAUUAAAAAUUUUCUUUGAAUUAUUAAUUUGAUUUGAAUGACGACUUAAUUUAUAUAUGAAAAGAUGAAGUAUUGCAGAAGAAAAAUGCUAAAAUGUGAAAGACGAGAAAAUCUAAUACAAAGGAAUACAAAAUUCAGAAUUAAUUUUAUCAAGUGACAUGUUUGUAAACAAAUGAUUUAUUUUGUUCUACAACAAGCCUUAUUUAAUUUCACUUUAUAGGUACGUUAUACACAAAUCAUCAGUAAUUACCCUGCAAUAAUCAUACGUUUCAUUAAAAACUAUCAAUAUCAUUGUAAUGAGAAUGAUCGUAGAAAAAUCUUUCUUAACACAACCAUGUCAUAAAAAAAUAUAAAAAAAAAAUAUAAUUAUGUGGUUAGGUGUUUUCAAACUAACUCAAGACAAAAAAAAUUAUUUGAGUCAGAUGAAUAUAAGAGAGUCAGAUGAUAGAAAUGAGUAAAAAGCUUUCUGUGGAUACAGAUUGGACUUCAGGGAACAAAUAUAUAAAAAGUUCAUUGCAUCAAUUUUUUACUGUCAACAAGAAUAAUCAUAACGUUGUAUCUGUAAUAAAAGAAGCAGAUUUACAAAAGAAAAAGCGUAACUUUCAAGCCUUAAAGAAUAUGAAACAUUCUGAAAAUUCUGCGAAUAAAGAAGAAAAAAUAAAUUAUGAAGAAACUUCUUCAAAUAUAAUAACAAAUCAUAAAUCACAACCUUUAAACUCCACGUCAACUAAGAUUAUUAUUAAUCAUCAUGAAAAUGCACAUAUACAAUCGGAGAUUGACAGUAUACAUGAAACAUUAUGCCGCAGAGGUCAAAUUGAUGUUAUAGAAAUGCCAUUAGAACAAACAUAUUUUUAUAAGUACUUUUUGGUUUAUGAAGACUUACCAUCGAAAUUUGUAGUCUUACAUGCUCUACACAGUAACACAGCAAAAGAAGUAGCAAAUAAGUUACUAGAUAUAUUAGCAAUUAUUGGGGCUCCUCAAGUUCUACAAAGUGGAAAUGGACGAAAUUUUGCUGAACAAAUUGUCAGAGAAUUACGUAUUUUAUGGAAAGAUUUUAUUAUAUUACAUGGAAAUGUGUGCAAAUGCGAAGAAGAUAGUAGAGAUUUUAAAAAUUUAUUAAAAUGUUGGUUAAACAAAAAUCCUGGAAAAACAUGGUAUGAAGGCUUGAAAUUUAUACAAAUCUUUCAAAAUUCAACAUAUCGUUGUCAAAAUGGUAAAAUACCAUGUGAUGUAUUAUUUGGACAAAAUGUUCAUCAAGAGUUUCAAAAAUUAAUCAUCGCUAAAAAUACAACAAAUGAUAUGUGGACAGAAGAAGAAUGGAUAAAUGUUACAUUAAAUAAAAAACAAAAUAAUACUAUUACAUUUGAUAAUUUGACUCAUAUUUCUGGAAAUAUAAUUUCAAUAAAUACAACUGAUACAGAUAAAAAUGAUAAUUGCCAUAUUGAAUACGAUGAUGUGUCAUAUAACAAUCAUAAAAACAAUCAUGAUGAUUCUUUUCAAUUUCAUAAAAAUUCAAAUAACUUUAAAUUUGUUAGUGUUAAAAGUGAAACAUUUUUGGAUAAUUUACAAAUGGAAGAUUCAACAUGUACAGAACCAAAUAUUGAAGAACGUAAUCUUUGUCUAAAUAACCAAAAUUUAACAUGUAAAAUUUGUCAUAAACAAUACAUGAAACUGGGACAUUUGAAAAAUCACGUAAAAACUCAUAUUAAGAAACGACAAUUUGAUUGCACAUUGUGUAAUAAAACAUUCCAAAUCUUGAAAUUAUAUGAAAAACAUAUGCAACAAUUUCAUGAGAAUUAUCAACAAAAUAAAAGUCAUACAGAUUGCAUAAAAAAUGAUAAUAGCUGUAGUAAGUAUACUGAUAUAAAUGUUAGUAAACAAAGAAGUAUGGAAACAGAGGAAAUUCCAAAGAUACAUAAAUCAAUUAUGAAAUCUCAUCAAAGUAGUAACAUAGUACUAAACCAUACGAAUAAAUGUGUUAGAUCUAUAAAAGAACCAAAUUCUAUCAAUGGAAGACAAUUUUCCAGGAAGAAAGAAGAAAAUAGAAUAUCAAGAUUGAAUGGAAAUCCAACAUUAGAAUGUUCAUACUGUAAACAAAAAUUCAGUUUUCCUAGUGUAUUAAAAAGACACAUGCGCUCUCAUACAAAUGAAAGACCUUAUGUUUGUAAAAUAUGUAAUAAAAGUUUUAAACAAUUAGGUCAUCUUAGUCAACAUUCAUUGACACAUAAAGAUUAUAGAUCUUUUCAAUGUGCAAUAUGUUGUGUUAAAUUUGAAUCUCUGGAUUUACUUAAAACUCAUUCUCAAUCACAUCAAGGUGAAUCAAUACUAAAGUCAAAAGAAAUUUAUCGUCUUUUCGAGUGUGAUAACUGUAAAAAGGUUUUUACAACAAAGAGUGUGUUAGAACGUCAUAUAUUUACUCAUACACACGAGCGUCAAUUUGGAUGUAAAAUAUGUGGUAAACGAUUUAAGCAAGCUGGUCAUGUAAAAUCUCAUAUGUUAGUUCAUACUGGAGAGCGAAAAUUUGAAUGCACUAUAUGUUCAAAGAGAUUUAGCUUAUCAAAUUCACUAAAAAAACAUAUGUAUAUUCAUAAUGGUGAAAAACCAUAUCAAUGUGAUGUGUGUGGAGCGAGAUUUCUUGAGAAAAGAAAUCUUAAUGGACAUCUUAUGACACAUACAAACGAAAGGCCAUUUUCUUGCAAAAUAUGUGGCAAACGAUACACGUUAGCAGAUACGCUACGUCGGCACGUCAGUGCUGCUCAUGAAGAUGGUCGAACGUAUCAAUGUGAAAUUUGUGCAAAAAUGUUUAAACAGCUUGCACAUUUGUCUGUUCACAAGAAAGUACACAAUGAUGAACGUCCUUUCCAAUGUCAUCUUUGCGAAAAAAAUUUCAAACACAAAAAUGUUCUCAAAUCUCAUUUAGCUAUUCACGCAAAUAUUCGACCUUUUGAAUGCGACAUUUGUAAAGCAACAUUUGUUAGAAAAACUAAUUUACAAACACAUAUAGCAUCAGCACAUAUGAAUGAACGUCCAUAUGCUUGUACAAUUUGUGGUAAACGUUUUAAGCAAAUAAGCCAUUUAAAUGGUCACGUUGUUGUUCAUAGUAAUUCAAUGCCUUAUCAGUGUGAUUUUUGCGAUCGUCGCUGUAACAGAUUGGAUAAUUUAAAGAAACACAUGCGUCUUCAUACAAAAGACAAAGAAUAGAUAAAUGAAAGUUACGAAUUCAGUAUUUUUAAUACUGAAUAUCUUAUUAAUUUAUGCUUUAAUUCUAUAAUUGUAAAUGCUUUAUAUAAAUUGCUUUAUAUUUACAAAAUGUCAUGAAUAUAUGAAAUAUAUUUGUAAUUUUAUAUAGGAUUAUAAUAAUUCCUUGUGGGAAGUUAUUCAAUUUAAAAAUUUUUCAUGGUACAAAUAUUUGGCACUAUAUAUGUAUGUGUGUAUGUGAAUUAAUGAGCUUGUAACGUUUUACAUUUUAUAUCAUAAGUUAGUAAGUUCAUUUAAUUGAAUACCUGCUUUAUCUUCAUUAUUAAUUGAUAUUGAAUUAUAUUAGUCCAAUAACAUACAUUUUAAUCAAU